AUGUCCUCCAAGAAGCUCCUCGUCGCGAUCUGCCGCGACGAAGCUGCCGCCGCCGGCGGCGACGACGCCGCCGAAAGCCAGCUCGCUGCCGAACUGGCGUUGGACGCGACGGCGCAGGUCUUCAUGUUUGACCACACCGAGGUGGACGAGGCGGACGAGGAGGUGGAGGGCGGGUCCUCGACCGGCAUGGGGGCGCGCGUCAUCACCGACCAGGCGCAGGUCGUCCUCUCGCACCGACCCCAGGCGCAGCAGACGCUGCCGGAGCAGCGGCGGGCCUUCAAGGUGUACGACUCAAACCGCUCCUGGAGGCAGUGGGCGGCGGAGGCGCGGGAGGCGUCCUUCACGUGGAGCCUCAACCCGAACCGCGAGAAGAUCGAGACGCGCCUCCACCUGCAGCUCAUCGCCGGGCUGCGGCGGCGCGUCGACGCGGCAGAGGCGGAGGCGGAGGCGGCCAAGGCCGAGCUGCAGGCGGUGAGGGAGGGCCUGGCGGGCGGGCUGAUGCAUGAGAAGGGGCCGGACUCCGCCGAGGCGCUCGCCAAGGCGCUCGGGCUCUCCAGCCUCCACGGUGCCACCGACUGCGACUCGGUCGUCGGUGCCGAGCGGCCCGGGGCCGGCCAAGGGACCAAAUUGGACGGGACCGCGACCGGCACACACCAUACUCCGUACGAGUCCUGGGGCCGUGCGUGGGCCUCUGGUCGCGGCGUCUGGAGCUUUGACCGUCGAACAUCGGCCGUCAACUAA
Messenger RNA from Emiliania huxleyi CCMP1516, 741 nucleotides. RefSeq lists its product as hypothetical. The record is from RefSeq and is a predicted model, not a curated record. The coding region runs from base 1 to 741 and encodes 246 amino acids. Lineage: Eukaryota; Haptophyta; Isochrysidales; Noelaerhabdaceae. The transcript has 7 exons.